This is a messenger RNA of Ricinus communis (castor bean), 2521 nucleotides long. RefSeq lists its product as uncharacterized. The coding region runs from base 487 to 2367 and encodes 626 amino acids. Lineage: Eukaryota; Viridiplantae; Streptophyta; Magnoliopsida; Malpighiales; Euphorbiaceae. The transcript is spliced from 2 exons. The record is from RefSeq and is a predicted model, not a curated record. Gene Ontology annotation, molecular function: protein binding.
GUAAUUCCGAAAUAAGAUUUGAAUUUACAAAGGUUUAAGUAAUAUAUUCAGAUAAAAAAACAUAUUGUUUUCCUUUCAUUUUUUAUUAAUAGAAAAAAGUGAUAAAAGGGAAAUACAAAAACAAACAGCUUGACACUUCCUAAGAUCCUUAUUUUAAGGGAAAAUAACAAAAUAAAAAAGAGAAAAAAAAAAAAAAGGAAAAGAAACAAACGGAACUGAAAUCAUACAUUUAAAUGUAUCCUAAUUUUAAACCUCGCGCACGAUACGGAACAUAAAAAAAGAGAAACAGAGGAACCCUAGAGAGAGAAUCCUUAAACGGGAAAAACAGAGGGAUAGAGAUAGAGAAACAAAAAGGCCAUCUCAACCAAAAAAAAAAAAAAAAGAAAGACGCAAUUUGUCGAAAGUGAAGUGAAUUAGAACAUAAAAUCAUUGAAACGUAAUCGAUCUAACUAAUUCGUUUUCAGGAUCUUAUUGCAAUUCUGAAAGAUGUCUCCAGCAUCAAAAUCCAAAAAGUCCAAGGAUAAGGCCUCAGCAAAGGCUGCUAAGGAACAGCAGAAAGCAUCUAGUAAGUCUUCUGGGUCUACUAACACUGUAAGUGGUAGUCCAGCAAGUGCAUACAAUCCUCUAUCUGGGACAUUUCAUACGUUAGAGAUACCGUCAGCUGCUUCUUCCCCACCCUUCCAUGAUAAUGGUCGUUUCAGAAAUAUAGAUGAUACAGAUGAGCAUUCUAGUAGUCCACAUGGAACAGUUUCUGAAUACGAUUCUGUUUCAAACAAUGGGAGUUGCUCUGGUGAAUCAGAAGACCCGAAAGAGAAGAUUUUUCGUCAGGAUACUGUACCUGGUCUAGACAACGACAGACGAGAGAAGAUCCGGCUGAAAAAUGAGAAGAAGCAUCAGCGUCAGAGGGAGAGGCGGGCACAAGAGUUGCAUGAGCGUUGCAGUGGAUUUCUGAUGUCUAGAAAAUUAGAAUCCCUUUCUCAGCAGCUCGUGGCAAUGGGGUUUUCUCAUGAACGGGCAACCUUGGCCCUUGUUUUGAAUGAGGGCAGGGUAGAACAAUCAGUAAACUGGCUGUUUGAGGGGAAUGAAGAGGAAGCUCGUAACAAGGACACUAAACGUGGAAGCAGUGGUAACUUAAAAAUUGAUAUUAGUGAUGAGCUUGCUCAGCUCUCAACAUUGGAAGUGAGGUACAAAUGCUCAAGACAGGAGGUCGAAAGAGCUGUUGUUGCUUGUGAAGGUGAUCUUCUGAAGGCAGAAGAGAUCAUACAAGCACAAAAGCAGGAACCACCUGCCACUCCACCGCAAGAGGAAACUGUUGAUGCCAAUAAUAUGAAGAGACCACAAGAAAAGCCUAUGUCAUCAGCUUCAGUCACAAUACAACAGAAAAGAAAUGACCGUGAUUUUAAUUACAGCAAAGCGGCAAUUUCUGUGUCAACAUAUUCAGAACCUGGGAGUCGAAAUUUGCAGUCUAUAAAUCAGCCCAAGUCACUGGCAGAAAGGAGGUGGACAGCAGGUUCAAGCUCUUCCUUUUCAUCAUCUAUGGUGCCACCUAUGCAAGUACAACUUCCAGCAGGAAAAUUAGAGGUUGGUGUUUCUGGAAAUGAAGGGAAAAAUCAUCAGCAAAUACUGAGGGAACCAGUAGUUGUGAUGCAGCGUCCCCAAUCCAUAAAUGCCAAGCAAAAUGAAGUCCCUAGUAUAACCUAUCCUGUUGUCACAGCUGGAUGGUAUUCAAAUAUUGUACCUGGUAUUGAAAAUGUAAGGUCCAAUGGGAAGUUACUUUCAAGUCAGAAUACAGGCAGCUUUGGUUUGGUAAAUCAAAGUGCAGAGCAAUUUUACCAUCCAGCUUCAUACAAAGAAAGCUCCUUGCUGCUUAAUGGGCCAGUGGACCCUGCAUCAGCAGGGUUGGGAGGUUCAUGGAGCUCGAUGGGUAAACAUCCUUCACUUGCAGCUCCAUAUGUGCCCCGGGGUUCAUAUGGUAUAGCAAGUGUAUCUUCACCUUCACUAGCAGCUCCAUCCUCACUUGGUCUAUUUACUGGGGUAGGGUCCUCUGGGACUUUAGGUACAUCCCAUGUGGAUUGGAAUAAUGGAGGCUCGAUGCCCGAGUUUGACUACACCAGUAUAGAUUGGACUUUGGAUACAAACCUGUCAUCCUCUAAGCGGGGGCUGUGGCUGGGUCUUUCUUCAUUGUUGAGCGACAGAUCUGGCGCAAGGAUGAACAGUAUGAAUAGUUCCUGCAUAUCAGGGUUACGGGAAGCUGGGGCAGCUAAAGAAAUGGCUUCUUCUGUUGGUUUGCGUGAGUGGACGUCUCCUUUUGCAGGGAAGGACAUAUUUAGUCUGCCUAGGCAGUUUGUCACUUCUCCAUCUCCAUAGGAACUAGGGAUAGUACUUUGGAGUGGGGGAAGAAAUGAAAGCAAUGGGGCUGGCUGGUGUAGUGGAUGGAUGCAUGUUGGUUGUUAUUUCUUGUUUUUAAGUCGUAAAUGCAUCUACUAGCUUUUCUGGCUUUGAUGCUUCUUCCUUUUCUUUA